UGUUGUAUAACAGGCAUGGCUGGCCGUAAUAGAAAAGAAAUGACUAUUGUUCUGAUGAUGCUGAGAUGCGUAAUAAUAUUAUUUAGCUUAAUCGUGGGCGUGAGCGGGCAACAGUGCGGUCGGCAAGCCGGUGGGAGGUUGUGCGAUAACAACAUAUGCUGCAGCCAAUGGGGAUACUGUGGGACGACCGACGAAUAUUGUCUCCCAUCAAGUGGCUGCCAGAGUAACUGUCGUGGAGAUGUCCCAGCAGGCGGAAGCGCGUCCAACGUGAGGGCAACUUAUCAUUUCUACAACCCCCAGCAGGUGAAUUGGGACCUUUACGCCGUAAGUGCAUAUUGCUCAACUUGGGACGGCAACAAGCCCCUCUCUUGGAGGAUGAAGUAUGGUUGGACAGCCUUUUGCGGUCCCGUCGGCCCAAGAGGGCAGGCAUCGUGUGGCAAGUGUCUCCUGGUGACGAACAGACGGACAGGGGCAAAAAGGACGGUAAGGAUAGUGGAUCAGUGCAGCAAUGGAGGGUUGGAUUUAGAUGAGGGAGUGUUCAGGCAGCUUGACACCGACGGAAGUGGGAUUGCCCAGGGCCACCUUAUUGUUGAUUACCAAUUUGUGGAUUGUGGCAAUCAUCUCCAAUUAUAUUCUUAUUAAUUAUGGUGAUCACCAGCUACCAGUUACUAGCACUAUAUAUCAGAAAAAAAAAAAUGAAAAUUAAGUUUAUGAGUUUGUACCACACUCCUGUCAAAAUAAAAUUAUGCAUAUGCAGUAUGCAUCUUAAUGACGAUGAAUAUCAGUUUCAUCAUCGUUUAUAUAUGAUUUGGAAAUAAAAGAA
Molecule: messenger RNA, 823 nt
Organism: Impatiens glandulifera
Lineage: Eukaryota; Viridiplantae; Streptophyta; Magnoliopsida; Ericales; Balsaminaceae
Product: pathogenesis-related protein PR-4-like
Exons: 2
Coding region: 16-642 (208 amino acids)
Biological process (GO): defense response to fungus; defense response to bacterium
Molecular function (GO): RNA nuclease activity; chitin binding
Source: RefSeq, a predicted model, not a curated record